GUCAACUUCCACGGUCUUCAUAGCUUUCUUUUGUUUCAACAUCCAUGUCAUCAUCAGGCCAUCACGAGGUAGACCCGACUAUAGAGGGCCAGGAGGAUGAAGAAGGAUACCUGGAGGCCGACGACGUGUACGAGGUCAUUGCAGACGAUGGUGACCAUCCUAUGGACGAGGGUGAGGACGAGAAUGACCAGCUGGGGGAGCUUCCGUCUGGUAUGGAAGGGGGCUCAGGGGAAGGAGACAUCGUGUACGAAGAUAACUCGAUCCAACAUUUUCCCGCUCAUCGCCAGUCUGUCUUCGCCGUAUCUGCGCACCCAACCGCACCUCUUGCUGUCUCGGGUGGGGAAGAUGAUCUGGGAUACAUCUGGGAUCUCGAGACAGGGAACGAAAUCGUAAAGCUUACGGGCCACACGGACAGCGUCUCCGCUACCGGUUUCAGUGCUGACGGAGAAUUGGUCGCCACGGGCGGUAUGGAUGGCCGUGUGAGGAUAUGGAGGAGGGUAGGGAAGGAUGACUGGAAGACAUGGGAGUUCCUCACAGAGCUUCAAGGUCCGGACGAGGUUAUGUGGCUCAAAUGGCAUCCAAAAGGCAGCGUUUUACUUGCUGGUGCGAAUGACAGCACUGUAUGGCUUUGGCAACUGCCGUCUGGAAAUACGAUGCAAGUAUUCGCGGGCCACACUGGUCCUAUACAAUGUGGCGACUUCACUCCCGAUGGGAAGCGAAUAAUCACUGCCGACUCCGAUAAUAACCUCAUCUACUGGGACCCCCGCUCCCCAAAUCCAAUCUUCAAGCUCACAUCAUCCAAUAACCGCUUCAAUCUUGACGGCAUAACCUCCCUCGCUAUCAAUCCUUCAUCCACCCUCGCUGUCGUAGGUGGUGCCGCCGGCGGAGUUCGGGUAGUCAGUCUCAGCAAGGGAGAGGUCCUUAACGCUUUGGGUGGCCAUAAGGAGGGAGAAAGUGUUGAGAGCGCCGUGUUUGUGAACAUUGUGGGCACUGUCGGAGGCUCGGCGAGUGCUCCGGGUGGUGGGACGGUCGUCACAGGUGGAACAGAUGGAAAGGCCUGUAUAUGGGAUUUGAACACGAUGAGGCUGAGGGCCACUCUGGAACAUGAGGACUCUAUCACGACUCUCCUUGUUCACCCGACAAAACCACACCUUGUCGUGUCUGGAUCAGCAGAUAAAACGCUGCGAACUUGGGACGCUCGUACAGGCGCGCUUCUGCGGGAACACAAAGGGCACCACGGUCCCGUGUUGGGUGCCGCAUUAGGCCUGGGGGGAAAUGUCAUAGUUACCGCAGGAGACGACGGCGCGUGUUUGGUGUUUGGGACCGAAUGAAGCUGAAACAUAUGAAUCAAAACAAUGUACUAAUGUCGUCUGUUGUGGUCGGGAUCGACUCUCUCGAUAGUAUAUUUCUAGAUGUUUUUAGCGUUUAAUUGAUCUUUAUGACUUGUGUCGACAGUGUAUUAUUGAGCAUCGCUGCUCGUACUUACGGUAUCCAGCGGACUUUACUCCAAAGAUUACGCAUGCAGGUCGCUCAUGUAUCACGGUGAAGGCGAAAC
Molecule: messenger RNA, 1555 nt
Organism: Stereum hirsutum FP-91666 SS1
Lineage: Eukaryota; Fungi; Basidiomycota; Agaricomycetes; Russulales; Stereaceae
Product: WD40 repeat-like protein
Exons: 5
Coding region: 45-1331 (428 amino acids)
Molecular function (GO): protein binding
Source: RefSeq, a predicted model, not a curated record